Messenger RNA from Closterium sp. Naga37s-1, 1804 nucleotides. Lineage: Eukaryota; Viridiplantae; Streptophyta; Zygnematophyceae; Desmidiales; Closteriaceae. The record is from the annotation of a GenBank genome assembly.
UAGGCUGCUCGGCGCUGGUGUGUGCCCCGAGGGAGGAGCUGCGGCAUGGGGGGCAGCACAGCGCAGCGCAGCACAGCAGCAGGUGAGAUGGCUGCUGUCCCGUCCCAAGAGCUCCUUCACGAGUGCUUGGAUGCGACACUCAUGCCAUCUAGCUCUUGUCUCCGGGACAUUCUUGUCCCCCUCCCCCUUUCCGCCUUUUCCCCACCUCCUCCCCACUUCCGCCUCCCCUUUUCCCCACCCGCCUUCCACCCACCACCUCCCCCUUGCUGCCUACCGCCCUCCGCCUCCCCCUUGCCGCCCCCCGCCGUCUGAAUCCCCUCUUCUGCUGGCCAUGGCACAUGGCAUGCAGCAUCAGGCGGCGAUUCACCUGCCAUGUGUGAGUGUGACCCCGUCAGGUGGUGGGCCUGAACCCCGCCAUGGGCGUCGUCAUGCCAUGCAACAGAGACGUGCUCAUCUGCCCCCACCUUCUGCCUCGCCCCCUCUGCCUGCCCUCCUCCACCUCCCCCUCUGCCUGCCCUCCUCCACCUCCCCCUGUGCCACACGGGCGGUGUAUCUGGACCCCACCACGGACGUCUUCAUGAGCUAUGAGGGCCGCGCGGCAUCGCUGUGGGGCGAUGCCUAUCUGGCGGACGCCGAUGUGGUGGAGCAUGGCGGCCACGUGGCUCCCACCAGCGCUGACACCAAGAUGGUGAGGCAGGUCAGGGGGGGCAGCUGGCACAGGGUGCCCCUUGGCGUUUGCCUCAUUCUUAUUCACUUCUCCCCCUUCCCCUCCCCCAACACAGGUGCACUGAAGGUGGGCGCAGGCGGUGUGGAUGAAAGCUAUUCUGAGUCACACCAUGAAUUCGCUCCCCGCCCUUUCUCUUCCCCAAUGAAUGUGCACUGGUGGCGGGCGCAGGCGGUGUUUCUCUUAGCUAUUCUGAGUCAAACUAUUUAUCUGACCCCCACCCUUCCUCUCCCUCAGGUGCACUGGUGGCAGGCGCAGGCGGUGUGCAUGAAAGCUAAUCGGAGUCACACCAUGAAUUCGCACCCCACUCUCUCUCUUCCCCACUCAAGGUGCACUGGUGGCGCGCGUGGGGUGCCCGUUUGCGUUGGCCUGAUUCUUAUUCUGCCUUCCCCCUCGCCCCCUCCCUCAGGUGCACUGGUGGCGGGCGCAGGCGGUGCGCUUCAUGCUGAGGUGGCCAUCAGCCCAUCUCUGCCACGUCAUCAACCAACAGAGACACACCGCCUACGGCAUGCACGUCGCCAAUCGCAUCGCUUCCCUCCACUCCUCUCACUCCUCCUCUCACUCCACCAACCCCCCAUCCUCACCCCCCUCCUCUCAUCUCUCCUCACUCCAUGCCUUCUCACUCGCUCUCCAACACUACGAGUCGUGCGGUGGGAGUUGUGUUGCUUCCCGCUGUCGCUGCCCGCCUACAUGCUCCUUGCAUACCGCCUGCUCCGUGCUCUGGUGGACCUCCGACACGUGUGGCUCAACACUGAGGCACAGUCCCACACAUCAGUGCCGUCCGCUCCCCCCCCUCUCCCCUCCAUGGCACAGUCAGUGAUAAACGAGACGGCCCACUACCCCGACUGGCACUUCCUCUUCGCCACAAAUGCCCGCCAGCCGGCCGACUCGGAGCGCAAUCGCGAGUACGACGCCGCACAGUCCGUGGCUGCCAGCCUGGCGAGCGCGUUAAUCGCAGCGCAGUGCGACUCCUUUAUCGGGUCGCUGGGGUCCAACUGGAGCCGCCUCAUCAACGAGCUCCGAGCCACGGGCGGGCGGCUGUACAGUGGCUUCGUGGCCAUGAACCUGGGCGAGUGGUGA